AACAUUAGUCACUUUAAGAAAAACUAAAAGAAUAUUAAUUUGUGGAAGACUAAAAGAGCAAAAAAAUGCAACGUCGACACGGAAAUCCUCUUCAUAAACCACGAUCGAUUGAUCACGAACAUGGAUCAACACACCGUGAUCUGCAUAAGCACUUAUGUAACCUAUCGAUUCAUGCGCUCCAGAUUUCAGAGCAGAAGGGAAAGGCUAAGAUUAAGAACAACAAGAAGCAGCAUAGCGAGCCUAAGAGGGGAGCGGAGUUCAAAGUUACUAAGAUAAUUGUAAGUAAAGAGCGCCUAAGGAAACAGAAAUUUACUGAGGAACAGCUGGAGAAGAAGAAAGAAGAGCACAGGUUGCUUGAAGCAAAAGUGAGAGCACUUCAACCGUCACAGGUGUUAGAUUUUGAAAAGCAGAGCAAACUGAUUCUAUCUGAGGCUGAAUUCGUACAACAUUUGAGGCAUUAUAUUAUGGAAACGAGCUUGCUACGUCUCUACGGCUAUCCCACCGAAAGUGCUGAAGAAAAAGGUGCGACCGAAAUCUACAAGUAUUUCGAUUACUUCGGGGUACGCUCAAGUAAACUUUAUAACAAAGGUUUGGACGACGAGGAGAUCAUGGAAAAACAGUGCAUUCGAUGCGAGCGGACGUUCCACCUUACAAGGUCGGGCGAGUACAUGAAUGCAGAAAGCUGCACCUUCCACUGGGGUAAACUCUAUGACUCCAAAGAGAUAGACAAAUUGAAAGAAUACACUUGUUGUGCCGGAGAAAAAGACUCAGCUGGUUGCACCCAUAAUGCAUUUCACGUAUGGACUGGCAUCGAAAUGGGUGUAAAUGGACCGUACAAUGACUUUGUAUACACACAGCCAGGAUUUGAUGCACAAACAACAAAUGUAGCGUCAAAAGUGUACGCUUUGGAUUGUGAGAUGGUAUUCACAGGCCGUGGACUGGAGGUCGCUAGGGUGACAGUGGUUGAUUGGAAUGGUCAGUUAAUUUAUGACCAUUUUGUGCAACCCAUCGGUGCGGUCGUGGACUACAACACAAGAUUUUCUGGCAUAACGGCAGGCGACUUAAGCCGGAAGGAAAAUAAAUACUUAAAGUCUUUAACCGAAGUUCAAAAAGACCUGCUGAAACUGAUUACUGCCGACACCAUUCUCAUCGGUCAUGGUUUGGAAAAUGAUUUGAGCGUCCUGCGAAUGGUGCACAAGCGUAUCGUGGACACAUCAUAUGAGUUUCCCCAUCCUCUGGGAUUCCCCUAUAGAUGUUCGCUAAAAAGCUUGAGUAAGAAAUAUCUAAAGUGGGAUAUUCAAGGUAGUGAUGUGGGUCACAAUAGUUUGGAAGACUCCAUUGCGUGUUUGGAGUUGAUGAAGUGGAAAGUCAACAAGUUCAUGGAAUCUGACAUUAACGGCAAAGAUAUUUAUUACUGACACGGUGAAAUGCGUUCCUAAAUAGGGACUAGAACUUAUAUUUUUUAAUAAAUAUUUACUUAGUUUCACAUA
Molecule: messenger RNA, 1490 nt
Organism: Ceratitis capitata (Mediterranean fruit fly)
Lineage: Eukaryota; Metazoa; Arthropoda; Insecta; Diptera; Tephritidae
Product: putative exonuclease GOR
Exons: 1
Coding region: 66-1418 (450 amino acids)
Cellular component (GO): nucleus
Molecular function (GO): nucleic acid binding; exonuclease activity
Source: RefSeq, a predicted model, not a curated record